GAAAGGACGAUUUAUUCUUGCCCGGCCUAAUGUGCUCCAGCAGCACUCCAGACUUUAAGUCUUUGACAGAGGAGCAAACUGCGGGUAUGUAGCAGGUUGUGCAUGCCAGCCACACCCAAUGCCUCCUACAGUAGUCCUUCAGGCACACCCAGGUCGCACACUGAACAGCAGUGACAUAUUGCAGACAUCCAGCUCUGGAAGGCUUCAACUAUGUUCCGCUGCUGCACCCACUUGAGACCCUACACAACAACCUGACUUUUCGUGAGAUGGAUGACUUUUUGGGUCGCAUCACCACCACCCGAUUCCCUAUGCCUCCCAUCUCGCCGACUCUUGUCGCCUCCCACCCAUCUCUCAUCCUUGUCUCCCCAGGAAAAAGUGUACAGAGUUAUCCACCCUCCAGUAACUCCAGUUCUGCACCAUCAUCUCCAGCAUUAUCCAUUCCACUUGACAUCUGGCAGAACCUUCGCAUGUACAUGGAGCGAAGUGAUGGACAAGUCCGUUCCGACCCUGACACUGAUUCCUCUACCUCCUCGGGCCGUAGGGAGGUCCCAGCUCCUCCAAACUCCAACUCAUCCAUUGCCAAAACGGAGGCUGUCCAAGAGUGUUCAAGCAGAGUGACUUAUGAUCCCCUCUUAGAAGCAUCCAAAGAGUUGUCCGAAAAUCAAGAUCUUUCAGUUAUCAAAAGCACUCACAAGAGGUCUGCUGGACUGGAAGAGCACUUACAAGUAAAUUGUGAGUCAGAGCAAAUUACCAGACAGACAAGGGAAGAGGAUUUGAACAAGAAUAAUUCCAGUGCUUGGAGAAGCGAAGCCAAAGAUGUCAUGUGCCACAAGUUAGACAAACAAGAUAGCAUGCUUGACAGCACGUCUGUGUGCAUCCAAGAACCCAAAGUGCAAGGUGCUAGACACUUUGAGGUUAUUAAUGCAGAGGCAAAAGGUCAAGACCUUAAUCAAAAUGCACCAUGCCUAAGUGGAGCAUCAUUAGUUCUGUCUCAGGAGGCCAAGGCCAAGAAUCUGACAGCCUCAGGUCAGAGAUCUUCCUCAGAGAGGCUUCUUCCUGCCCCUGUGUCAACCACUGUGUCAACAUUGACGACCACCACCCUGACCAUCCACAGCACAGCCCCUAUGACAUUGACCGUGCAGAGUCAGGCCCCCAUCACUCUUUCUAUAAACAGCAUUGGUUCAGUCUGUAUAUCAGGUCUUGCACCCACUGACCUAACUCCUGCUCCAACACCGACCUCCAGCAGGUUUGCAGUGUCCAGGGCAGUGGAAAUGGAUGUUACAAAGCCUGGGGUAGAGGGAAAGGCAGCUUUAGCGAGUGUAGCAAGGACAGAUAAAUAGCAGGAACCCAUUGCAGUGUAGUAUUAUAGAUCAUUGACUCAGGACGACGGGUUGUGUGAGUGAAGAGAUAUCAGCAGUUGAAUUGCCUGGUAAAGGUUCUGGCUUUUACACUUGUGUCUGUACUAAUGUGUAUACUUGCGCAAUUAAGUUUUAUAUGCAUGGAUGGGCAUGCAUUUUAGGGGUAGGAUGUAUGCAUGAAUGAGCAUGGAAAGAUGGGUUGAUGGUUUUGUAUACUGUGCAUUAGGAUCAUAACUUGUAUGUAGCGAAGGACAAAAGAGUUUUGUGUACACACACUGUCAAGCUCACUAUCUAGGCAAAAGUACAAAAUCAGUAAAUGUUCUUUAGGCUCUUCAGCAUUGUCUGUGUUUUGUGACGGGAUCAUACUUGGGUAUCCAUAAUUUUCUAACUUUUCCAUCCAUACUUUCUUUAUCUAUUUUCUAAAAGCAUCUUGUUGUUGCAAACUAUAUCAGGGUGCUUGAUACAUUAGAUUGUUUCUUUCUCCUAGAACAGUAGUAAAAUUAAGAUGCAAGGGAAUGUCCAGUUGUCUGAAAGGUGCUUAACUGAAAGUAAAUUUUUGCUGCAGCUCAUGUUGUAUAAGUUUAGCUUAUCAUAAGUCAUAAUUUCACUACACAUAAAGAGACCAACUCUGUGUUAAGUGGUGGUUGGUUUACAUUGCAUACAAGAAAUUAACUUUUUCAUCAGAUGAAUGUGUUGUCUUCCAUAGAAGGUGGGGGACGGGGGGAGGGCAAUGAUAACAAAUACAAUCCUCAUCCUUGUCCUGUUUCUGUUCGCAACAUUGAUGUGAAAUUUUAGGUGGUGUGUUACAUACCCCAGAGAAAUUUGUUGAAUUUUUGCUGUUUUGUGCCCUAAAUGUGAAGGCUGGUUCUUUAUCAUUUAGGGCUGCUCCUGUGACCUCAGUGAAGAUCCAAAUGCAUAACUUUUGUUGAAGCUUAAAUAGAAUGGAUGGGGGGAAGCUAAGAAAGACAAUAAUUGUCUGAGACCUGUUUACCAUAAAGAAAGUCACUGCUGGUGCUGAUUUUUUGUUUUUACAUAAGCAUCUCACUUACCUUAGUCACCUGCCAGUCAUCUGUAACAAAUAUGGAGAUUUUCCAGUUCAUUUCUCAGAGCUGUAAUUUGUUUAUAGGCAUCAUCUUAUUUUUUAAUAUGUAUCUUUCCCCAUCUCUAACACAGGCAUUAUUUUCAUGUUUUUAUUGCAUGUUUGGAAAAGUCUGUUUUUAUCAUUUCUCAGACUAGUCAAUCAGAUUUUUCUUUAGCUUCCAGCCUUUGCAUUGCAGGUUUAUGGACAGUUUGUCUCAUGGACAGAUGCAUUGCUAGGUCUUUGGCAAUAAUAAAGAAGGCAAAAUUUGUAAUUGCGUGUGUGUGUGAAAAUAGAAAAGCAUGUAAAAAUGCCAACAGUUAAAUACUCUGUUUUAAGAUCAGUGACAGCAUUUUGGAGUCACAUUUGGGUGAAUUUGUAUUUUGUAGAAGAGAACUUACAUUAUUUUGCAGCAGCCUUGCAUAAUAUUAUUCUCUAAUAAAAGGUGUUGAACAGAUGAAUAGGCUCUGAUAGCCAAGGGUGAUAACCAGAGCACAUUUUUGCGUUAUGCAAUCCAGUUAUGGUGCUUUUACCAGGUGUAAUCAGAAAAUGUAUUUGUUUCAUCAUUCCAGAAAAUAGACCCCUUAAUAAACAAAAAAAUUGUCCUCAAAUAAAGAGUUCUAUAAUCUUCUAUUUUUAGUCAUUCUUUUGUGUGUUCUGCUGUCAAAACAUUGUUUACAUCUCUGUGUCAAUGAAAAUAAUUUGAUUUCACUAGGUUGUACAUUUUGUUUAAAGUUUAAUUCCACUGAAGUUAUUGAAAUUAUACUGUGUCAUCUGUGAUAUUUUUAACAGAUUGUCUCAGAUUGCUGAUCACUUUUUUCUAGCAAAUUAAAGUAAAAUUUUAAACAUG
Messenger RNA from Pomacea canaliculata, 3286 nucleotides. RefSeq lists its product as uncharacterized. The transcript is spliced from 3 exons. The coding region runs from base 267 to 1340 and encodes 357 amino acids. The record is from RefSeq and is a predicted model, not a curated record. NCBI's taxonomy places the organism in Eukaryota, Metazoa, Mollusca, Gastropoda, Architaenioglossa, Ampullariidae.